GAGAGAGAGCGAGUGAGAAAAAGGGGAGGGAGAAUAGUAUCGCACAAGAUCGAGUUGAUUCGUGUCUGAGUCGGUACGACGGGCAAAUGCCAGUCUGGGGAGAGGGAAAGGCAUAAUGCAGCUUUAAUUUAAUGCUGGAGGGAGGAGGGAGGCGGAGGGGUGGGGGAAGGGGGAAAAAGUACAUUAGCAGCCGUGCCCCCUUUAAGUUGCUAGUGUAAACUCGAAUGAGGUCAGUCACGCCGCUUCUCAUUGCACGCGCCGCGGGGCCGGCCGCCAAUCCGGUGGCGCGUGGGCGGAGCGGGGCCGUGGAAGCGUUGGAAACAGACGCGGUCUGGGCGAAAGGCGCCCGCCGAUUGGCUGGAACGUGGACACCUUUAACUCGACGUCACAAUGGCUGGGACUGGAUAAGAAGGCGAAUCGAGUUCGGGUCUGGUUUAAGCAGCAGACACAAGUUUUUUAUAUAACACAGUCUUCCCGCAUGGUCAGAGGGGGAAGGUUGUGCCAAAGUAUAUACACAUUUUAUUACAAGAAACCAGGUUCUUUUCUGCGAACGCGAGGAGCAGCUUGUAAAGCACAGCGGCUUUUGCAAUUAACAGAGAAAAGUGCAAGCUAGCCAAACUGCUACAGUAUAAAAGCCUUUUUCCCUCAGUGCCCAUAGAGCAACAAUAUAUUUUAGAAAGAAAUCAUGGUGCAGCAAACGAACAACGCAGAGAACACGGAAGCAGUGCUUGCCGGAGAGUCCACCGACUCCGGCGCUUCCGAUCUGGGCAUAGCUUGCUCACCAGCGGCGGACUCCGUGGCAUCGGAUGGAGAGAAAACGGACGAGCCAAACUGGUGCAAGACCGCCAGUGGGCACAUCAAAAGACCCAUGAACGCGUUUAUGGUGUGGUCGCAGAUCGAGAGGAGGAAAAUCAUGGAACAGUCCCCGGACAUGCACAACGCGGAGAUCUCGAAGCGCCUGGGGAAGCGCUGGAAGUUACUGAAAGACAGUGAUAAGAUCCCCUUUAUCCGUGAAGCCGAAAGAUUGCGCCUGAAACACAUGGCGGACUAUCCCGAUUAUAAAUACAGGCCGAGAAAGAAGGCAAAAAGUGCAAGCAGCAAACCGGGAGAGAAAAGCGAGAAAAUCAACACUAAACCCUCGGCUAAAAAGAACAGUAGCAGCAAUAGUAGCAUUAGCAAGUCCAGCAAAACGCACAAGAUCAUCUUGGGUUCGCUCACCAAGACUCCGACCAUUCACCAGCAUCCGCAGUCAGGCACCACUACUUCAAACACAAACACUAGCAGCCAACACUCGAUUUACAAAGCGCGGACGAGCCCCGCUUCCAAGCACCUUGUAGAUAAGAAACUGAAAGAGAGGCGGUCGUUCGGGGGCCAGGGCAGUACCUCUUCAGCCGCCGUGCCAGCCAGCCCGACCCUCAGUUGUUCAGCCGAGCCCAACGACCCGGUCAGUUUCUAUGAAGAUCUGGCGGGUGGGACAGGGGUGCGGGUCCCCGAUUCGCCAGUAAGUCAGCGCAAACACCCAGGCAAUUUAAGGUCGAUUUCACCGGCGCCCUCCACGACCCACUCCUGUUCCUCUUCGUCUCUGGCCUCGUCUUCCGACGAAGAGUUCGAGGACGACCUUAUGGACCUUAGUUCAAGCCCCACUUUCGAGAGCAUGACACUGGGCAACUUGAGUUCGUCUCUGGACAGAGAUUUGGAGUUUAAUUUUGAGCAGGAAUCGGCGUCUCACUUUGAGUUCCCAGAUUACUGCACGCCAGAGCAUCCCGAGGUCUGGGCCUCCCAGCACCGGUUGCCCCUCGUGCUCUCUGGUGCGGGAACGCUGGGGUAUGGCAGCUGCCGCACCCUGCUUAUGAAACCAUUGUUGCUGCUGUCAGACGAAGCUGGCAUGAUGAUGAAUGACUUUCGGUGUCCCACGCCAAAAUGGUUCCAGCACCCACCCCGCAGAAGUGAAAUGGCUCUUUCAAGUCCUGAUACAGGGUCACGUCCGGAAAAGUCGUAUUUAUCUCCUCAGAUACUGCCUGACAUCUUUGGCUACAAGUCCACCAGGCAGUGGUCAGCACGGAACAUCCCCCAGGUACCUGCAAGAGAAGUUCUCGAUGUUGGGUCGAGUCUAAAGAAGUGA
Molecule: messenger RNA, 2122 nt
Organism: Mobula hypostoma (lesser devil ray)
Lineage: Eukaryota; Metazoa; Chordata; Chondrichthyes; Myliobatiformes; Myliobatidae
Gene: sox4b
Product: SRY-box transcription factor 4b
Exons: 3
Coding region: 686-2122 (478 amino acids)
Biological process (GO): cell differentiation; positive regulation of transcription by RNA polymerase II; anatomical structure morphogenesis
Molecular function (GO): RNA polymerase II cis-regulatory region sequence-specific DNA binding; DNA-binding transcription activator activity, RNA polymerase II-specific
Source: RefSeq, a predicted model, not a curated record